AUGAGCGCUGCUCAAGAAGGAGACGGUGAGAGUUGCUUGUGGGAGCCACACAGAGAGAAAGAGCAAGCUCGAGAGAGGCGUUCCGGUGGUGGAGGAGGUGACGUUGCGGCGGUGAAGGACCAGAGGUGGGGCUGGUCAAGUGCGCUCCUCUCUUGCACGGCCGCAAGAAUCGAACGAGGAAGGUUCGGAGAACAAAGGGAGAUCCAAAAGUAUGGACCUGAGAGGAUUGUUGAUACUGCUAUCACAGAGGCUAGUUUCGCUGGAGUUGAAGUCCGUGCUGCUUUCUAUGGUCUCAGGCCUGUCGUGGAUUUUAUAACAUUCAAUUUUGCUAUGCAAGUGAUUGAACACGUGAUAAAUUCUGCUGCAAAGAUGAACUGCAUGUUGACUGGCAACAUAUCAGUCCCUACAGUUUCUAGAGGAGCUGCAGCAGGAGUCGGUGCCUUACACUCCCAAGCCCUGUGA
This is a messenger RNA of Eucalyptus grandis, 462 nucleotides long. RefSeq names its product pyruvate dehydrogenase E1 component subunit beta-2, mitochondrial-like. Gene Ontology annotation, molecular function: pyruvate dehydrogenase (acetyl-transferring) activity. Gene Ontology annotation, biological process: pyruvate decarboxylation to acetyl-CoA. The transcript has 3 exons. Lineage: Eukaryota; Viridiplantae; Streptophyta; Magnoliopsida; Myrtales; Myrtaceae. The record is from RefSeq and is a predicted model, not a curated record. The coding region runs from base 1 to 462 and encodes 153 amino acids.